AUGCACUUUCACGAAAAGCCUUCUACUGACCUUUUCUAUGAUACUGAGGUAGUGACUCAACUCUACCAACACAUUUUGUCUUUGGUAUUUGCUGUAAGGGAGAUCAAUGAAAACCCACAGAUUUUGCCCAACCUCACUCUGGGCUCCCAUAUCUAUAACAGCAACUUUAUUGCAAGCGGGACGUAUCAUGCCUCAAUGGAAGUAUUCUCAACACAAGGCAAAUUAAUCCCUAACUACAAGUGUGAAACAGAGAACAAUCUAGUGUCAGUCAUUGGAGGACCUAAUUCUGAAGUCUGUAUCCACAUGGCAGCCAUCCUGUCCAUUUACAAGAUUCCACAAUUCACCUAUGGUUCUGCUUCUGAGAUGAAUAGGAAAACUCAGGCUAUAUCCUAUCACCAGAUGUUUCCAGAUGUAUACAGACAAUAUCAUGGGAUUCUUGAGUUACUAUUGCAUUUCCAGUGGACAUGGAUUGGAGUGAUAUAUGACAAUGAUAACAAUGGAGAGAGAUUUAUCCAGGAUGCUCUUCCUAUAUUUUCUCAAAGAGGAAUUUGUUUUGAUUAUAUUGAAAGAUUCCCAGUAAUUACAUCAGUUACUGACAUUGAUAAGAUGGUGACAGAGGGGAUGUACAUGUAUGAAGUCAUAAUUGGAAGUAUUACCAAUGUAUCCAUUAUUUAUGGUGAAAUUGAAUCCAUGGUAUUUGUCAGACUGUUUCCCAUGAUAUCAAAACAUGAGGAUGUAGCAAUAAAGGAAAGAGGAAGGGUUUAUAUUAUGACAGCCCAGAUAGAUUUCACAUCAUUCUCCUUUCAAAAGAAUGAAGACAUAGAUUUGCUUCAUGGUGCCCUGUCCUUAGCAGUUCAUUCAAAGGAGGUCCCGAGAUUCACUGAAUUUCUUCAGUUGACAAAUGCUACCUAUGAAAAAGGAGAUAGCUUCAUUCAGGUUUUCUGGGAAAAGGCUUUUGGGUGUUUCUUUUCUGCAUCUGUAGUAGACAGGAAAGAAGGACUCUCCUGCACAGGUGAGGAGAAACUGGAGAAUCUCCCAGCAUCUGUGUUUGAAAUGAGCAUGACCUCCCAUAGCUACAACAUCUACAAUGCAGUCUACACCGUGGCAUAUGCUUUGCAUAACAUGCUUUCAUUUCAAUCAAAAAAGAAAAAGAGUGUCCAUGAAGUAACCCAAAGCCUACUGGCUCAACAUCUGUGGAAGCUGAUAACAGCCAUGAGAGCUAGUAUUGCUUCACAUAUAAACCAGGGCUUCUCUCUUCGGCUCAACCAUUUUGUGAAAAUCAUUUCAUUCAACAACAGUGUUGGGGAAACAGUUUUCUUCAAUCAAAAUGGAGAAAUGGAAACUGGAUUUGAUAUUGUCAACUGGGUAACAUUCCCAAACCUUUCCUUCCUUCGAGUCAAAGUUGGAGACAUACAAGCCUUGUCUCUCGCAGAAAAAACGUUGACUAUUUCAGAGGAAACCAUAAUCUGGCCAAAGUGGUUUAAUGAGGUAGGUUCUCCUUUUUCUCUCUGCAAUGACAAUUGUCAUCCAGGUUACAGGAAGGGGGAAAAGGAAGGGAAACCAUUUUGUUGCUAUGAUUGCCUUCCUUGCCCAGGAGGGAAGAUUUCUAAUCAGAAAGACAUGGACAACUGCUUUCACUGUCCACAAGAUCAUUAUCCCAAUGAGGAGCAAAAUUUAUGCAUUCUAAAAUAUGUAACAUUUUUGUCUUAUGAAGAAACUUUGGGGAUCAUCUUCACCAGUUUUAUUAUUUCCUUUUCUCUCAUUACCCUUUUGAUGCUCUGGCUCUUCAUUAAACACAAUGACACCCCUAUUGUGAAAGCCAAUAAUGAGACCCUCACCUACAUUCUUCUCGUCUCCCUCCUGCUUUCAUUUCUCUGUGCUCUGCUAUUCAUUGGCCAGCCUCGUCAAUGGACAUGUCUUCUUCGGCAAGUUACUUUUGGCAUCAUCUUCUCCAUGGCAGUUUCUAGCAUUUUGGCAAAGACUAUCAUUGUAAUUCUUGCUUUCAUGGCUACCAAGCCAGGAUCCAGAAUGAGAAAAUGGAUGGGAAAGAGGCUGGGUCUUUCUAUUGUCCUUUCUUGCUCUUUUAUUCAAACCAUUAUUUGUAUUAUAUGGCUAUCUAUCUCAUACCCAUUUGUAGAUGUUGACAUGCAUUCCAUGCCAAAGGAAAUUGUAUUGAUGUGUAAUGAAGGGUCAACUGUCAUGUUCUACUGUGUCCUUGGUUUUAUGGGUUUCCUGGCAACUAUUAGUUUUGUAGUGGCUUUCCUGGUCAGGAAGUUACCUGACACCUUUAAUGAAGCCAAAUUUAUCACCUUUAGCAUGUUGAUAUUUUGCACCAUCUGGCUAUCAUUUGUUCCAACAUACUUGAGCACAAAGGGGAAAUAUAUGGUGGCUGUUGAGAUCUUCUCCAUUUUGUGCUCCAGUGGCGGGUUACUGGCUUUUAUCAUCUUCCCAAAAUGUUACAUUAUUUUGGUAAGGCCUGAUUUAAAUAACAAGGAACAGCUAAGAAAGGGAAGAAUUUAA
Thamnophis elegans (Western terrestrial garter snake) is the source of this 2520-nucleotide messenger RNA. Its product is annotated as vomeronasal type-2 receptor 26-like. Gene Ontology annotation, biological process: G protein-coupled receptor signaling pathway. Lineage: Eukaryota; Metazoa; Chordata; Lepidosauria; Squamata; Natricidae. Gene Ontology annotation, cellular component: membrane. The record is from RefSeq and is a predicted model, not a curated record. The coding region runs from base 1 to 2520 and encodes 839 amino acids. Gene Ontology annotation, molecular function: G protein-coupled receptor activity. The transcript is spliced from 7 exons.